UUUCAGAUAUACGUCUGAAUUAAAGUGAGAUAUGAAAUUCAUAUACAUUCUGUUAUCAUGCUGUGCAUUUUCUCUGAAUAAAGGAUUGAUAACAAGUAAGAAAACAGAAAUGAACUGGUAUGAAGCUCAAGAAAAUUGUAGACAAAAAGGAGGUAUUCUACCAGAUUCAGAUGAUAUAACAAAUUCCCUAAGAUGGGCCGGGAAGUAUCGACGGAUUUCUCUAUUGAUAAAGAUAUUAGGUUGUUAUAAUGAUAGCUUUGUACAAUCAACGAUCCCAACGAAUGCAUAUAAAAUGAAAACUCCAUCUGCAGGAUAUUGCCAGGAGAUAUGUCUGUCAUUUGAUUCAUUUGUUUUUGCCAUAAAGGACAAUGAGUGUAGAUGUUUAGAGGAGAUACCACAAAAAGGAAAUGCUUCCACAUCGUUAUGUAAUGAUACAUCUUGUGAGCGAGAUGAAGAGCCUUACUUUGAUGACUGUGGAGGCAAAGAAACAUAUUCUGUAUUUCAAUCAGAUCCAAAGAAUGAAAAAGCUACUGACGUUAAUACAAGCGGCUGUCUUGCAGUUCAAUGUUCUGUGCCGCCGAAUUUCACAUUUUACUAUGAAGAAGAUUGUUCUCUUCUUUAUAAACCAUUUUGUGACAUGACAGUUUCAAACACAUCGGCCACUUGGAUGGAAUCAAUGCGUAUUUGUAGAUCAACGUUAUCUUUGCCUGUUCUAACUGAGGAAAUAUUUCUGCAUGAUAUCAACAAGACUUGUAAGGCAAUUGGUGAAAACAGGACUGAAAGAUAUUGGCUUGGUGUGGCAAAGGAAAAGUACAUCGGGUUUGACAAAGGCAAGUGA
Molecule: messenger RNA, 838 nt
Organism: Saccostrea cuccullata (small rock oyster)
Lineage: Eukaryota; Metazoa; Mollusca; Bivalvia; Ostreida; Ostreidae
Exons: 6
Coding region: 32-838 (268 amino acids)
Source: RefSeq, a predicted model, not a curated record